Symbiodinium necroappetens is the source of this 360-nucleotide messenger RNA. NCBI's taxonomy places the organism in Eukaryota, Dinophyceae, Suessiales, Symbiodiniaceae. The record is from the annotation of a GenBank genome assembly.
GAAUGCGAUUGUGCACACUGUCGCGGAAGCAUCGUGGGAAGCACGUCAUACCAUCCCCUUCUACCAGUGCCAGGUAUCGAGCACCAGGCGAUGUCUGGCAUCGAGGUGGUCCGACUGCCGCUCAAGGCCCUGGAAGACUUUGACAAGGCUGUGCCCUUGAUUGCUCCAAGGGUGACUGGCCACUCUUGUACAUUAAUUUGCCUGCACUGCCUCAACGUCCACACUCCAUGGGACGGAUGGGAGCAAUUCUUUGCGCCAUCGCAGCUGACAGGCACCAUGCGCGUGGUGCUGGUCUUGGCAGACGGCGUGUCGUGGCACGACUACCCAGACUGCGCUCUGCUCGGGGGAGGUGCCUUGUAG